Molecule: messenger RNA, 1038 nt
Organism: Prorocentrum cordatum
Lineage: Eukaryota; Dinophyceae; Prorocentrales; Prorocentraceae
Source: the annotation of a GenBank genome assembly
AUGGGGGAGAAGACUUUCCAGAUCAUGGGUGCCCUCUCCUGCGUGGUGAUGGCAGCCUCGGCAGCAGUCUUCUGCCUGCCGAUGCACAGGCUCUCCUUCUUCACUGGCGGUUUCAUUCGCGCCGCGCGCAUCGAGACGCAUCUCUUGACGGUGGAGUUCCAGGAGGACGGCAGCGGCUUCUGCAAGGCGAUCAAUUACUUGCGCCCCGGCACGUGCUCCGACGGCAGCUUCAGCCUGGAGGAGGUCCAGCAGAGGUUCUGCGCCCCUGUGGUCGCCACGGCCUACCCGCAGGGCUGCCACGGCUUCCAGAACGCGUUCCGUCUCGGCAUCGGGCUCGCCGUCUCCCUGGUGCUCAACACAGUCGGCCUGGUGUGCGUCCUCUUCGCCCUCCACAGCUACAUCUACGGGCAGAGCCACAAGCGGUCCUACCGCAGCCUGGCGCUGAUCGCGCUCGUGGUCUCUACCCUGCAGCUGGGCGCUGCCGUGAGCAUGUACGGCCUCUUCGUCUUCAGGCACCUGGACGAGAUGAAGGCCAGAGGCGCCAGCGGCAUGGUCACCAAGUUUGUCUUCGCGGCGAGCGAGGGCAUCGGGGCUUCCUUUGGCUUCUUCGCGUGCGCCAGCAUCAUCUUCUUGCAGCUGUUCAUGCUCGCGAUCUGGCAGUACACCAAGACCUCGCAGGAGCAGAGCGACGAGGAGAUCAGGGAGAAGAAGCUGUUCGCCGCCGGGUUGGAGGCCCACGCGGGCUACGGCGGUGUCCCGGCCGCGGCGCCGCCGGCGCAGCCCUGGCCGCAGGCCGAGCAGGUCCUCUACGUCCCCGGCGGCGCCGCGCCGCAGCAGUGGGAUCAGCCGCCCACCGGCUUCGGAGGCGCCGCCGGCGCGGGGCCGGCCCAGGCAUGGCCCCAGGCCGGCGGCCCCGCGCCGCAGCAGUGGGACCAGCCUGCCGGGCUGCUGGCCCCGAGCACUUACGAGAGCCAGCCCCUGGAGAUGCGGCGGGGGCAGACCUACAUGCCCGACGUCCCGCCGAGCAACGCGGUGUGA